Molecule: messenger RNA, 2723 nt
Organism: Microcebus murinus (gray mouse lemur)
Lineage: Eukaryota; Metazoa; Chordata; Mammalia; Primates; Cheirogaleidae
Source: RefSeq, a predicted model, not a curated record
GGAGGGGCGCUCUUGGUCCUGGAGGUCCGGGGAGCAGGUGCGCACGGGCCCCGGGGCCCCCUCCGUGGCAGGGCCCUGCGAUUUUGGGGGGCUCCCUUCUUGCAGCCCGAGGGGUGGUCCCCACUGUGUCAGUGAAAAUGGGGCUCUGGCCAACCGGGACAUCAUCUGGCAGGAGAACUGCGUCUCUCGCUCCCGAAUUCCCUCCUCUGCAACCUCUCCGCUUCAGCGCCUGGAGUCGAACCAUUGCGCUCCCAGCCCUUUGGGUCUUGCAAGUGCUGAAGGUUCCCCGAGUCUCCUAGGAAACUGCCAGCACCCCUGGGAAAGGGAGCCCCCUAAGCUGUAGCAGCCCACACCUGCCGUGAAGAUUCAUCGGCCACCAGCGCAAGAAGUGGGGGCCUGAGGAACAAGGCACGCAGGGAGGCUCACGGAAAGGAUGAAAAGACUCUGACAGGCACUCUGAAAUACAGGCCUUUGCUUGUGACUUUGAGAUCAUACCACUGGACUAGGUUGAGCGCAUCGAGAAGAGAUGUCUGGAGCUGUUUGGCCGAGACUACUGUUUCAGCGUGAUUCCAAACAUGAAUGGAGACAUCUGUGGCCACUACCCCCGGCACAUCGUGUUCCUGGAGUAUGAGAGUUCUGAGAAGGAGAAAGAUACGUUUGAGAGCACUGUGCAGGUGAGCAAGUUGCAAGACCUCAUCAACCGCAGCAAGAUGGCCAGGUGCAGAGGACGGUUUGUCUGCCCAGUAAUCCUGGUCAAGGGCAAGCACAUUUGCAGGUCGGCCACCCUGGCUGGAUGGGGAGAGCUGUAUGGGCGCUCUGGCUACAACUAUUUUUUCUCAGGGGGUGCAGAUGAUGCCUGGGCAGAUGUGGAGGACGUCACAGAGGAGGACUGCGCUCUUCGCAGUGGCGACACACAUCUUUUCGAUAAGGUCAGAGGCUAUGAUAUCAGGCUGCUUCGGUACCUGUCGGUCAAAUACAUCUGCGACCUGAUGGUGGAGAACAAGAAGGUGAAGUUUGGCAUGAACGUAACCUCCUCCGAGAAGGUGGACAAAGCUCAGCGCUAUGCCGACUUCACUCUUCUCUCCAUCCCAUAUCCAGGCUGUGAAUUUUUCAAGGAAUAUAAGGAUCGGGAUUACAUGGCUGAAGGGCUCAUAUUUAACUGGAAGCAGGACUACGUCGACGCCCCACUGAGUAUCCCUGACUUCCUGACUCACUCUCUGAACAUUGACUGGAGCCAGUAUCAGAGCUGGGACCUGGUGCAACAAACACAAAACUACCUGAAGUUGCUGCUCUCCAUAGUUAAUGGCGAUGACGACAGCGGGCUGCUGGUGCACUGCAUCUCCGGCUGGGAUCGGACCCCUCUCUUCAUCUCCCUCCUGCGCCUCUCCCUGUGGGCUGACGGGCUCAUCCACACGUCCCUGAAGCCUGCUGAGAUCCUUUACCUGACUGUGGCCUAUGACUGGUUCCUCUUUGGGCACAUGCUGGUGGACCGGCUGAGCAAAGGGGAGGAGAUUUUCUUCUUCUGCUUCAAUUUUUUGAAGCAUAUCACCUCCGAGGAGUUCUCUGCUCUGAAGAUCCAGAGGAGGAAGAGCUUGCCAGCCCGGGAUGCAGGCUUCACCCUAGAAGAUAUCUGCAUGCUGAGACGAAAGGACCGUGGCAGCACUACCAGCCUUGGCAGCGAUUUCUCCCUGGUCAUGGAGAACUCCCCGGGAGCUGCUGGGAGUUUCACCUACGAGGCUGUGGAGCUGGUCCCAGCAGGAGCACAGACUCAGGCAGCUUGGAGGAAAAGCCACUCGUCCUCUCCACAGAGUGUGCUCUGGAGCCGGCCACAGCCUUCAGAGGACCGCCUGCCUUCCCACCAGGGGCUGCUGGAAGCCAAAUCUUCCAGCUCCUCAUCCUCAAACCAUUCUGACAACUUUUUUAGGAUGGGUAGCAGUCCCCUGGAGGUCCCCAAACCCAGAUCAGUGGACCGUUCCCUGCCCGGAUCCUCUCUCUCCACAGACUUUGGCAGCUGGCAGAUGGUCACAGGCUGUGGCAGUAUUCAGGAACGGGCUGUCCUGCACACAGACUCCUCUCUCCCUUUCAACUUCCCGGACGAGCUCCCUGACGGUUGUCUGAUCGCGGCCCUGAGCAAUCGAGAGACUCGGCUCCAAGAGGUUCGCUCAGCCUUCUUGGCCACAUACAGCAGCACAGUGGGGCUCCGGGCAGUACCUCCCAGUCCCUCUGGUGCCAUCGGGGGUCUGCUGGAGCAGUUUGCCCGUGGUGUUGGGCUCCGGGGCACCAGCAGUAGCACCUUGUGAAGCAGCCAGCGCAUGAUGGUUUCCUGUUCCUCUCUCACCUGAGCCUUUAGUGGAAUCAAAGCCAUGCCUGGCCAAGGGGACUGAAGUCGGGGGAGGUCUCACUCCCCUUCUCCAUCAUGCACAUGGCAGUCCCAAGGCUGAGCAAGACCAAGGACAAGGUUUUCCAGCCCCCAGCCUCUUGACUGAUGACCACCACCCUCUCUGGUGACUGCCUCCUCCCACCCACCCCAGUCUUUGCCGGGACUCUCCCAUCAACUCUCAGAACUAUGUGGGCUUUCCCUGGUACCGUGUGGAGGCCAUGAGUUCACAAAAGACCCUACUUCCUAAUUCUAUUUCCUGAGGAUGAGGGGUCAUCUGCACUGAGAAUGAGGCAGUUUGACACAGAUCACAAAAUAAAAUCAGGCCUUCCCUUUUUGAACAGCC